Messenger RNA from Diversispora eburnea, 258 nucleotides. NCBI's taxonomy places the organism in Eukaryota, Fungi, Glomeromycota, Glomeromycetes, Diversisporales, Diversisporaceae. The record is from the annotation of a GenBank genome assembly.
AUGGUACCAAAAAGAAGCAGCAAAGAUCCCGAUUCACAACAGUCGGAGAAGCCUACCAAAUCAAAACCAGCUCUUGCACGAUUGGCCAAGGACGAUAUUACAGUAAUACUUUAUGUCAAAGAGCUAAAAGAUGCGAACUUGCCCGACUGGUAUCCUAAUAAUAUCAAAAUCGAGAAAACAGGAAUAUCACCCGAACCAAUGCUUCAAGAAAUAAUUACACCUGAGGAGCCUGUUAUCAUCAAAUCAGAUCCCAUCGAA